This is a messenger RNA of Penicillium cataractarum, 1098 nucleotides long. RefSeq names its product 3-hydroxyisobutyrate dehydrogenase. NCBI's taxonomy places the organism in Eukaryota, Fungi, Ascomycota, Eurotiomycetes, Eurotiales, Aspergillaceae. Gene Ontology annotation, biological process: L-valine catabolic process. Bases 1 to 1098 code for a protein of 365 amino acids. Gene Ontology annotation, molecular function: 3-hydroxyisobutyrate dehydrogenase activity; NAD binding; NADP binding. The record is from RefSeq and is a predicted model, not a curated record. Gene Ontology annotation, cellular component: mitochondrion. The transcript is spliced from 3 exons.
AUGAGUGUCCGUAUUGCCUCCUCCGUCCGUAGAGUGGCCCGCCUCCACACCGCGGGUGUUAACCGACGCUGGCCGUCCAGCUUUAGCUCGGCGGGCUUGGCCCGAGCAUUCUCAACAACACAGCACCGCGACGCAACAUGGGGGUUCGUGGGAUUGGGCCAGAUGGGGUAUAACAUGGCCAAGAACCUGCGGGCCAAGAUCCCCGCUUCUGAUACGCUGAUCGUCCGCGACGUCAACGAGGAGGCCGCAAAGCGGUUUGUCGCGGAGGCUCAGGAGGCCGCUCGGAGUAACGGUGCUGGCGCCGACGAGGGCCGAGUCGAGAUCGCUGAGAAUGCCCGCGAAGUCGCGGAGAAGUCGACUGUGAUGAUUACCAGUCUGCCCGAGUCGCAGCAUGUCAUCGAGGUGUACCACUCGAUUCUCAAACAAGGAGAGCUUCCUGCGCUGGAAGAAGAGCGUCUGUUCAUCGAUACGUCGACUAUUGAUCCUGUGACGUCAAAGGAUAUUGCGGCUGCCAUCCAAACCACUCAGACUGGCCGAUUCGUGGAUGCCCCAGUCUCUGGGGGUGUAGUGGGUGCACGGGCAGGCACGCUGUCAUUCAUGUUCGGUGCUUCCUCGCAAUCCGAUCAGUUCCUGGAGCGUGUACGGGGAGUCCUCGCUUUCAUGGGGAAAAAGGCCUGGCAUCUCGGUGAGCCAGGGGCUGGUGUGUCGGGCAAGCUGGCGAACAAUUACAUGCUGGCCAUCAACAAUAUUGCCACGGCCGAGGCGAUGAACCUGGGUAUCCGCUGGGGACUUGACCCUAAGAACUUGGCCGAUAUGAUCAAUUCCUCCACGGGACGCUGCUGGCCCUCCGAGGUCAACAACCCAGUGCCUGGGGUAAUUGAGACAGCUCCGGCUUCUCGUGGAUACGAGGGAGGCUUUGGGGUUAGCCUCAUGAACAAGGACCUGCGUCUGGCCCUCACUGCUGCUGAGAAGUCUGGUACUCCUCUGGCUUUGGGUAAUCAAGCUCGGGAGGUUUACAAUGCAGUUGAGGAAGCCCAUCGGGGCAAGGACUUCUCGGUUGUUUAUCAGUGGCUGAAGGGCAAGUCUGUUCCUCAAUAG